Molecule: messenger RNA, 813 nt
Organism: Eruca vesicaria subsp. sativa (arugula)
Lineage: Eukaryota; Viridiplantae; Streptophyta; Magnoliopsida; Brassicales; Brassicaceae
Source: the annotation of a GenBank genome assembly
AUGUCAUCAGCAAAGCAUCAGAGAAACGUUAGAGUCUCUGCUACAAAGAAGAACAAGAUUCUCAACACUGUUUCUUCCAUUUCUUCCUCAUCACCACCAUCACCAUCACCAUCAUCCUCCUCAUCCUCAUCCUCAUCAUCUCCUUUACACUCACAAGACUCUCAAGAAGCCCAAAAGAGUUCUUUAAUCACCAAUAUGGAAGAAGUUUGGGAAGACAUCAACCUUGCUUCCAUCCACCACCUAAACCGCCACAGCCAACAUCCACAACACAACCAUGAGCCAAGGUUCAGGAGCCAUAACCACCACCAGGACCAAAACCCUAACUCUAUCUUCCAAGAUUUUCUCAACAGACCUUUGAACCACGAAUCAAACAUACCCACAAGCCUCAAUCGCGAUACCACCACUGUCACUGCUCUCUUUAGCAGCUCUCCUUUGCCACCUCCUGAAACUGUUCUGAGCUUGAAUUCUGGUGCCGGCUUCGAGUUUCUUGAUAACCAAGAUCCUCUUGUUACCCCUAACUCUACUCUGCCUCACCUCACAAACGUUCCUUCAUUCAACACCUCUCUUGAGGAUCUUACUUCUUUUGAAAGAAAUAAUGUGGGUUUUGCCAUCGAAAUGCUUUUGUUUUUAAAAAGGGUUUCUGGUUUUUAUUCUCUUUUCCAGGCUUAUACAAACGAGUUAGAGCUUGAAGUUGCUCACCUGCAGGCAGAAAAUGCAAGACUCAGGAGACAACAAGAGCAGUUAAGAAUGGCGGCAGCAAAUCAGCAACCCAAAAAGAACACACUUCAACGGUCUUCCACAGCUCCAUUUUGA